This is a messenger RNA of Sinocyclocheilus rhinocerous, 606 nucleotides long. RefSeq names its product proteasome subunit alpha type-5-like. The record is from RefSeq and is a predicted model, not a curated record. Lineage: Eukaryota; Metazoa; Chordata; Actinopteri; Cypriniformes; Cyprinidae. Gene Ontology annotation, cellular component: proteasome core complex. The transcript is spliced from 4 exons. Bases 1 to 318 code for a protein of 105 amino acids.
AUGAUAAUUAUUAAAAUUAUAUGUAAAUCACACCAAACUUCUUUCAACAGAUACCACAUGGAUCCUUCAGGCACUUUUGUCCAGUGUGAUGCCAGGGCUAUCGGCUCAGCAUCUGAAGGAGCUCAGAGCUCUUUGCAGGAGGUUUACCACAAGUCCAUGACGUUAAAGGAUGCCAUCAAGUCUUCUCUCACUAUCCUGAAACAAGUGAUGGAGGAGAAACUCAAUGCCACUAACAUUGAGCUUGCCACAGUAGAGCCCGACAAGACCUUUCACAUGUACUCCAAAGAAGAGCUUGAGGAUGUCAUCAAGGAUAUCUAGAGCUGAACGGAGCUCUGCAAAGCCUGACUGAUGUUUAAUAUGAAAAAUCCAGUGUAAUUUUCUGUGAAUCACCACACAGCAAUUGCAUAUAUAAUACUCUGGCUGCAUCCUACGGUUUGCCUGUUCAGACAGGAAUUGUCUUUAUACUUUUUUUUUUUUCCUCUGUCAAUCCCAAAAUUUCUAUAGUUCUGUACAAGCACAGAACAGCAGAUCUUGUAGUUAAAUUACAUGGGGGGGGGGUUCUUUUUGUUAUGAAUCACUGCGUUAAUAAACUGUUGUUGAAAAAAA